AUGUAUCGUAAAACGCUGCUGAUCCUUAUCGCUUUACAACAAUUAGAUAGUACUCCGCUCAGUAAUUUCAAGCCAUAUGCAGAAACGAGUCAUUACGGUAGCAGUGAUGAGAAUUACACCGGGAAAAGAACUGUAGACGACAUUCAAAAGCUACAAAAAAGGUCAUUUACCGAAGUGCCUUGUGCCGGUCAAUCUCCUCCUUGUUACGCAGGCCCGCAAACAAGUCAAUGUUCAUUACAAACAAAGCCAACUUCUUGUCAGGUUCAACCAGCCAAAGUCUUUGCUCAAAUCCAGCCUGCUGUAAUGCAAUGUCAGCUUCAACCGGCUCCGAUAUGCUGUUCUAUGAGGUCUCGAAUGUCUAUGUUUGUUAAGAAUUGUGGACAACCACAAACCUCAGCUGCUAACAGUGGUCAAGCGCGAUUCCUGCAAGGAGACUGCAUCGGGGAAAUUAAGGCCUACCCAUUAAACUGCCCCCCAUCAUCCUGCACAUGCACCACUCCAGUACAAUCUGUAUGUUCGCCAUGCCGAAAAUUUUUAUACUACUAUCAUAAACGACGCUGA
This is a messenger RNA of Enterobius vermicularis (human pinworm), 561 nucleotides long. NCBI's taxonomy places the organism in Eukaryota, Metazoa, Nematoda, Chromadorea, Rhabditida, Oxyuridae. The record is from the annotation of a GenBank genome assembly.